CAAAGAAAAAAAAAAGUCUUUCCUCGACUCCUCGUGUUGGCUUAUCUUUCCCACGACUAUAGUCAUGAAAACUCUAUAGAACCAAAAAAAGCUUCAUCACACUCUUCAAUGGCGGCAACAGCUAUCAUUCAAUUCACUCGGAUUACGCGCCAUUUACCCUUCGUAUCUUCCAUUCCCACCUCAUUCAUAUCCUCUACACUCCUCAAACCUCGCCACCUCUCUUUUCGCCCCAAACCUCUCCACCAUCGCCCCCUUUUGUCCUUCAACCCCACCAGAAAAUUCACUGUUUCUGCAUCUACUUAUGUCGCGGAUGAAACAUAUGACGUUAUUGUGGUUGGAGGUGGACAUGCUGGAUGUGAAGCUGCUCUUGCCGCUGCUCGUAUAGGGGCAAAAACUCUACUUCUCACUCUUAAUAUUGACCGAAUUGCAUGGCAGCCAUGCAACCCAGCAGUUGGUGGGCCUGCAAAAUCACAACUCGUACACGAAGUGGAUGCACUUGGUGGUGAGAUAGGAAAAAUUGCAGACAGGUGCUAUCUGCAAAAGCGCGUGCUUAACACAUCCAGAGGCCCGGCUGUUCGAGCAUUGCGUGCACAAACUGAUAAGAGGGAAUAUGCUAUGCAGAUGAGGACCGUUGUCGAAAACACAGACAACCUCUCAAUUAGAGAGGCAAUGGUGACAGACAUCAUUGUUGGGCAGAAUGAUAAUGUUGAAGGCGUACGGACUUUCUUCGGAAUGAAUUUUUAUGCACCUUCUGUUGUUCUUACCACUGGGACAUUCAUGAGUGGCAAGAUAUGGGUUGGAAGAACCUCUAUGGAUGCAGGAAGAGCGGGCGAGUCCGCCUCCCAUGGACUCACUGAAAAUCUUCAACAACUAGGAUUUGAAACUGAUAGGUUGAAAACAGGGACUCCUGCACGUGUGGACUCCCGUACUGUAGACUUCUCCAAAUUGGAAGCCCAACCCGGAGAUGAAGAGGUCAGUUGGUUUACCUUUGACCCAGAGCUUCAUAUUGAAAGGGAACAGAUGUGCUGUUAUCUGACACGUACGACAAAGAGCACGCACACGAUGAUCAAGGAAAACUUGCAUGAAACUCCAACAUAUGGUGGGUGGGUUGAAGCUAAAGGACCUAGAUAUUGCCCUUCAAUUGAAGAUAAGAUUGUUAGAUUUCAAGACAAGGAGUCUCAUCAAAUUUUUCUCGAACCAGAGGGCCGAACUGUGCCUGAGCUUUAUGUACAGGGAUUCUCAACUGGUUUACCCGAGAGACUCCAGCUACCGCUGCUGCGAACGUUACCUGGACUUGAAAACUGUACGAUGCUGAGGCCAGCUUAUGCUGUGGAAUAUGAUUACUUGCCUGCUCAUCAGUGCUCUAGAUCUCUGAUGACCAAGAAGAUUCAAGGUCUUUUCUUCUCUGGCCAGAUAAACGGAACAACUGGUUACGAGGAAGCUGCUGCACAGGGCAUAAUUUCUGGAGUUAAUGCUGCAAGGCAUGCAGAUGGAAAAGCUCUGAUUGUUCUUGAGAGAGAAAGCAGCUAUAUUGGCACUUUGAUUGAUGACUUGGUUACCAAAGAUCUUCGAGAACCUUAUCGAGUGUUGACAAGUCGCUCAGAACACCGAUUGCUUCUCCGUGCUGAUAAUGCUGAUAGCCGUCUUACGCCUCUGGGCUAUGAAAUUGGUUUGAUUGAUGAUAGACGCUGGAAACUAUACCAAGAUAAGCAAUCGCGAAUUGCAGAAGAAAAGGAACGGCUGAAAACUGUCAGGAUAUCUGGUGGUGAUCUGGCUGCUGAUGUUACCCUCUUAUCUAGCCAACCAGUGAAGGAUUCAUCAACCUUGGAGAGCCUUCUGAAAAAGCCACAUGUAGACUAUAAAACUCUGGACAAGCACGGCUUUGGAAAUCCGUGCUUAUCCAAAAUGGAGAAAGAAUGUGUUGAAGUUGAUAUCAAAUAUGAGGGUUUUAUUCGAAGACAGCAACGGCAGCUGCAACAGAUGGUUCAUCAACAACACAAACCACUUCCAGAGAAUCUAGAUUAUUACGCAAUGACAACUUUGUCUCAUGAGGCUCGGGAGAAGCUCUCCAAGGUAAGGCCCCAGACCAUUGGCCAAGCAAGCAGAGUUGGUGGGGUAAGCCCUGCUGAUAUUACUGCUCUCCUGAUCAUCCUGGAAUCUAACCGAAGGCAAGCCCAAGAACAGAACAGACGCCAAAUGUUGUCGUCUGUCUUGGUCGAGCCUGAGAAGGAAGUGUUGGAAUCUCCAGUGGCAGAGGCAAUCAGCUCUUAGUAUGUGGACCCACAUGUCAAAAUUGUAACCAGUGGUUCAUAUCAUGCGGGCAGAAACCGACGACACAGUGCUUCAUAUGGUUUGGGUCACGAUAAACUAUUCUUAUUGUUGCUUUUUGGACCGUUGGAGAUCCUGCGCUCCAUGAUGGAGACUUUUUGGGCCUUCAUUUCACAAAAGUAACUUGCUCAGACCAGAGUAAAUACAGCAACAUCAGCAAGUAAGAAGAGAAGUUAAAUCUCAGAAAAAGGUGAUGUAUCUAAACUUCAAACCCUGAGUUAGUUGUGUGAUUGCCAAUUUUGUGAUUCAAAUUAGUUGUGAUACUAGCAUGAUAUGUUGCUUUAAAGCUGAAGGGCUUAUACAAUAUACAUAGAUAAUUUAGCAUGUCUAUCCUCUUUGACAAUGUGAUUGUAAAUACGAAUUAUUCCUUCCAGAUUUUUUAUUCUUCUGAAGUGUUUUAACUUUUAA
Molecule: messenger RNA, 2736 nt
Organism: Spinacia oleracea (spinach)
Lineage: Eukaryota; Viridiplantae; Streptophyta; Magnoliopsida; Caryophyllales; Amaranthaceae
Exons: 13
Coding region: 109-2271 (720 amino acids)
Biological process (GO): tRNA wobble uridine modification; tRNA methylation
Molecular function (GO): flavin adenine dinucleotide binding
Source: RefSeq, a predicted model, not a curated record